Molecule: messenger RNA, 1086 nt
Organism: Parathielavia appendiculata
Lineage: Eukaryota; Fungi; Ascomycota; Sordariomycetes; Sordariales; Chaetomiaceae
Product: PLP-dependent transferase
Exons: 4
Coding region: 1-1086 (361 amino acids)
Source: RefSeq, a predicted model, not a curated record
AUGCCGGUGGAAGUCAAGCCCUUGGAACACAUCCGAGACUACCUCCUGGCCACGAAUGUCCAGCUCGGAGCCACCUACUCGACGGGCAAGAGGUCCACAGACCGCUACAACGAAGGAUAUGCGGCGGCAGCGAGGUACAUCGGUGCCGUGAGAGACGAGAUCGUGCUCGGUCCGUCCACCACCCAACUGCUCCGAAACGUCUCGUAUGCUUUGCGGUUCCAAGAAGGCGACGAGUUAAUUGUCUCGGCCAUCGACCACGAGGCAUACAUUACGCCAUGGGUGGACCUCGCCGAGCGCCAGAAGCUGGUGCUUGAAUGGUGGAAGCCCAACAGCGACGGCCCCGACGCCAAAACUAACGCGAAGUUGCUCGCCUCGAACCUCGCCGCCCUCCCCACGGAUAAGACCCGGCUGGUGACUUACACCCACGCAAGCAACAUCCUGGGCACCAUCCACGACAUCAAAGCCAUUGCCUCGACCGUCCAUGCCCACAACCCGAAAGCACUGGUGUGCGUCGACGCCGUUGCCUAUGCCCCACACCGCAGAAUCGACGUCAAAGACCUCGGAGUUGACUUCUACUCCUUCUCCUGGUACAAGGUCUAUGGUCCACAUAUUGUUCUCCUCUACGCCAGCCCCCUGGCCCUUUCCAACCUGCAUUCCCUCGGCCACUUCUUCAAGCCGCACGCAACCCUCGAAAACAAACUCGGCCUCGGCGCAGCAAGCUACGAGCUGGUACACGCACUCCCCGCCAUCGUCUCGUACCUGAAACCCCACGACAGGGACACCAACCUUGACAAGUGGGCGGGCAUUGCGGCGCAUGAGCAACAGCUCCAAGCCACGCUGUUGGAUUGGCUCGCCUCACGCAGCGCCGAUGUCACCGUCUACGGGGAGCUGAACAAUGAUUCCGGUGUGAGAGUGCCGACGGUGAGUUUCACGGGGAAGGGGUGGGGGUCCAGGGAGCUGGUUGAGGCGGUUGAGAGGGAGAGUGGUGGGGUGCUUGGGUUCCGCUGGGGGUCGUUUUACUCGGUGAGGUUGGUGGAGGAGGUGCUGGGGCUGGCUGGCUGGAGGGGACGGAGUGGUCAGGGUUAG